AUGGCUAGUUCGUUAGAGCUCCCUAAAUUUGAGCCAGACCGAGACCGACUGGUCUGGUACUUGGCAUAUGGAUCCAACCUCUCGUCGCAGACCUUUCGUGAGGAUCGACAGAUCACACCUCAAGCGGCUGUUACUAUUACGGUCCCCGGUUGGCGUUUAACCCUAUCUAGCGCUGGCUUUCCUUAUCGUGAGCCCUCAUUCGCGUCCAUCGUAAAUGUUGGCUCAGCAGGACCCACCGACGAAAAACAUGAUGGACCGUGCGAGCUGCCCCUGCACGGGACGGCCUAUCUGAUCACUUGGAGCCAGUGGAUAAAGAUCGUCGCCUCUGAAGGGGGCGGGAUUGUUUACAAGGAGGCUCUGUUACGGGGACAGCCCAUCCAGCCACAGGAUCAACAGCGUUGGGGUGCAGAACUCUCUGUGUUGACGCUGGUCAGCACGAUGGAACGGUGGCCGGAGCCUCGACCGAGCCAGCGCUACAUGGGUCUCAUUCUUGACGGUGCCCGAGCUGCAGACUUUCCGGCCAGUUACAUUGCCCAGAUUCGUCACAAACAUCCCUGUUAUCAGCCUCCGUCUACGACGUGGGAACGCAUCGGUGCCACCCUCUUUCUGGGGUUCUGGACUCCGGUUCUAACGCUUCUCAGUCUCCUGACUCAUGCCGCUGCUCGUGCUGGGCCUGGUGAUGACGGCCACGUGCCGGAAGGGGUGCGCGCUCUGGUGCGAUUUGCCAUGUUCACUAUGUGGUGGGUUCACGACCUGAUCUGGUCGAGAAUUUGGGGUCGUGGUGACGGACUCUUUCCGGGCGCAAUGCAACUCAAUGGAUAA
Molecule: messenger RNA, 822 nt
Organism: Aspergillus oryzae RIB40
Lineage: Eukaryota; Fungi; Ascomycota; Eurotiomycetes; Eurotiales; Aspergillaceae
Gene: gliK
Product: gamma-glutamyl cyclotransferase gliK
Exons: 2
Coding region: 1-822 (273 amino acids)
Molecular function (GO): gamma-glutamylcyclotransferase activity
Source: RefSeq, a predicted model, not a curated record